GGGUUUCCCCCCAUCCCUUCCUAUUAUUCUUAUUCUUUGGAGUAUUCUUCAUUGUCAAGCCGCCAAAGUGGAGAGUGUGAUUGCAGAAGGGGGUGCUUCUCGUUUCAGCGAGUUCCUGGGGAAAGCCCCAGGGCAAAGCGUUCAGAGAUGGGUUCCUUCACGAAGCACUAGACGAGAUGUCAACUCCAGUAAUGAAAAAGAGCGACAUGAUGCAAUCUUCAGGAAAGUGAGGGGCAUACUCAACAAACUCACGCCUGAGAAGUUUGACAAGCUAUGCCUUGAGCUCCUGAACGUGGGCGUAGAUUCAAAACUCGUCCUUAAAGGAAUCAUCUUGCUGAUUGUAGACAAAGCCCUAGAAGAGCCGAAGUAUAGCUCGCUCUAUGCUCAGCUAUGUCUGCGCUUGGCAGAGGACGCACCAAACUUUGAUGGCCCUUCAUCUGAGAUCCAACCAUCCCAAAAGCAGAGCACAACCUUCAGAAGACUGCUGAUUUCCAAGCUUCAAGAUGAAUUUGAAAACCGCACCAGAAAUGUUGACAUCUAUGACAAACAUGACAAUCCUCUUACUUCUGAGGAGGAGGAGCAGCGUGCCAUUGCCAAGAUCAAGAUGCUUGGCAACAUUAAAUUCAUUGGGGAACUUGGCAAACUUGACCUCAUCCAUGAAUCUAUCCUUCAUAAGUGCAUCAAAACACUUCUGGAAAAGAAGAAGAGAGUCCAGCUCAAGGAUAUGGGGGAGGAUCUGGAGUGCCUCUGUCAGAUAAUGAGAACCGUGGGGCCGAGACUCGACCAUGAGAAAGCGAAGUCUUUAAUGGAUCAGUACUUUGGCCGUAUGCGAUCCUUAAUGAACAACAAGGAGUUGCCCGCGAGGAUCCGCUUCCUGCUACAAGACACAGUGGAACUGAGAGAAAACAACUGGGUCCCACGCAAGGCUUUCAUCGACAAUGGGCCAAAGACGAUUAACCAGAUCCGUCAGGAUGCAGUGAAAGAUUUGGGUGUUUUCAUUCCAGCGCCCAUGUCACAGGGGAUGAGGAUGGACUUCUUCUUGGAAAGUCCUUUCAUGCCCAACCGAAUGAAACUGGACAGGGAGACUCUUGGAGGAUUAGCUGACAUGUUUGGACAAAUGCCAGGGAGUGGAAUUGGAACUGGCCCAGGGGUUAUUCAAGAUAGGUACUCGCCCACUAUGGGACGCCAUCGCACCAACCCACUCUUCAAUGGCCAUGGGGGUCACAUUGCCCCUCCACCGCCGUCACAGUUUGACAUGGGGCCCAAGUCAUUUGUGAAGUCCAACCAGGUUCAGAACCAGCAUUUUGUCAACCAGAACCAGAACCACAUGACCCAGCAGCAGGUCCAGUCCAAGGACAUGCCUCCACGGUUCAGUAAGAAAGGCCAGCUUAAUGCAGAUGAGAUCAGCCUCAGGCCAGCUCAGUCAUUCCUCCUCAAUAAGAACCAGGUACCCAAGCUCCAGCCCCAGAUUCCCACCAUGAUGCCACCGAGUGCCCAGCCUCCACGCACUCAGACACCGCCACUGGGACAGCCUCCACAACUUGGGUUGAAGACCAAUCCCCCUCCCAUACAAGAGAAACCUCCGAAGAUGAGCAAGAAACCACCUCCUGCAAAGGAGGAACUGCUUAAGAUGACGGAGGCAAUCAUGACUGAGUACUUGAACAGCAAGAACCUGACCGAGGCUGUGAAUGGCGUUCGUGAGAUGAAGGCACCAAAGCAUUUCCUGCCUGAGAUGCUGAGUAAGAUCGUUGUAUGUUCUCUGGACCGCCCAGAUGAGGAUAAGGAGCAUGCCAGCACUUUGGUCCACAUGCUUCGCACGGAGGGCCUCAUCACGGGUGAAAACUUCAUGCAGGCUUUCCUCAAUGUACUUGACCAGUGCCCCAAGAUUGAGGUGGAUGUGCCAUUGGUCAAGUCUUACUUGGCCCAGUUUGCAGCAAGGGCUGUCAUUGCUGAGCUGGUGAGCGUGGCAGAGCUAGCUCACCCUCUGGAGAACGGCACCCACUUUCCCCUCUUCCUGCUGUGCCUGCAGCAAACUGCCAAGCUCAAGGACAGAGAGUGGCUCACUGACCUCUUCCAGCAGAGCAAAGUCAACAUGCAGAAGAUGCUCCCAGAAAUUGAUCAGAACAAAGACCGCAUGUUGGAGAUUCUGGAGGGGAAAGGCCUAAGCUUCUUGUUCCCCCUGCUGAAGCUGGAGAAGGAGCUGCUGAAGCAGAUAAAGGCAGACCCCUCUCCACAGUCCAUCUACAAGUGGAUUAAAGACAACAUCUCUCCCAAGCUCCACACUGAUAAAGGUUUUGUCAACAUCCUCAUGACCAGUUUCCUCCAGUACAUCUCUCAGGAGUUGUGUGUGGUGGAGGGUGAUGAGCAACUGGCUGCCCCCUCCAAAGAGCAGCUGGAGCAGGAGAAACAGCUGUUACUUGCCUUCAAGCCCGUAAUGCAAAAGUUCCUGCAUGACCACACUGAGCUGCAAGUCAGCGCCCUCUAUGCACUGCAAGUGCACUGCAACGCCAGCGGGUUCCCUAAAGGCAUGCUGCUGCGUUACUUUGUUAACUUCUACGACAUGGAGAUCAUUGAAGAAGAAGCCUUCCUUGCAUGGAAAGAAGACAUCACCCAAGAAUUCCCUGGAAAAGGAAAAGCUUUAUUCCAGGUGAACCAGUGGCUAACCUGGCUGGAGACUGCAGAGGAGGAGGAGUCUGAAGAUGAAGCAGAUUGAGAAACCAAGCAGAGAUGUAUCAUGGUGUGACUGACCUUAUCUAUUACGACACCCGCCUUUAACUCAACGCUUCAGUUAACCACUGCCAUGUGGCACUCGGCUGCUCCUGUCUGGCAAAUAUAAAUGAAAGCUUAUACUUUGUAGGGCCUACAGCAUCACCACCUGUACCUUGAUGACUGGCUAAGAAGCAUCAUUUGUUCUUUUGCCUAACAGAUGUUUGUGGGUCUGUGUGCUGUUCAGUCACACAUGGUCCUGGAGAGUGUCAUCAAUUUCUCUCACUCUCUCCUCUAAGUUUAAGUUGUUUUUUUUUCCCCACUGCAUUGCAUGUUUUUAUUUCUACUCUUAAUUUUUCUUGUUUUAAAACUUUCCCACUGAGUUAACUGCUUUAAGAACCUGUAGGGUUUUGCCCUCAGUGUGUUGCUUUCAGUUUAGUAGUACCAUCUGCUGUCGAGGGAAUCUUAAAGCAUAUGGUCUUGUCAGCUGCUCUGCUUGACCUUCAGCUUGAGGUCAGAUGCUAAACGUCUGCCUGUUUCCAUCGUCUCGCUCACAGGUGACGCAAUCAAUCAGAGGGGAAUUCACCACCAGACAGGCUGCAGGAUGAAGUGUGGAUGGAUUCUUAGAGCAGUUGGAUUAUGAUCCACAUAAUGAAAAUCUUAAAAUAACGCAACAUCUUCAGUGUUUGUUUCACACGGUGUGACUGCUUGAAGGCCCGCUGACAUGACGUCCAAGCUGGCAAAACAUUUCAUGGGUUAAGAUGCGUGUUAGGUCAACCUGUGCUCAACUAAAAAUUCUGAGGUUUUUUUUUUUUAACAUACAUAUAUAUAUAUAUAUAUAUAUAUAUAUAUAAAGUGCUCUUCGUAGUUGCUGACGAGCAUCUCCCUCUGAUGUUUUUCCACCUGGAGAUUAUCCUGUUUUUUUUUUUUGUUUUUUUUAUUACGAGUGGUUGCAAUACUUAUCAUCCUCCAAAUGUUACAAUAUUUUAAAAACUGUAAUCAUUGGUGUGCUGCCGUAAUUUUUCAGAGUUGCCUGUGUUUCUACCUCUUAGUUAGAUGGGCUUUUCUUUGUUUUUGUGCUUGGAUAAAAGAACCAUUAGAACCUGGAACCCAAACAAAUGCUGAAGUGUUUGAUUUAGUCAUGGCUUAAUUGCACAAUACACUUGGGGAGGCAGACUGUCCUGUGAAGCGUCCUGUGUCUUAUAAAUGUUAAUAUUUAAGAAGGAAAGAGAAGCAUGCUUUGGGCAGUCUGUGCAAAAUGUACCUAAUGUCAGAGUUAAUCAUUUCAACAACUUAGGAUGAUUGUCUGAUUGUGCUAACCGAGUUAAAUUAUGCAAUGAAGUAUUUCUUGGUUUAAUUUGGGGAAGAAAAACAGCGGACCUUUCUGGAUGAACUGUGUUUGACCUCUUUGAAUCUCAGUAAGUAAAUUGUCCAAGAAUCAUGUUCACAAGAGAAGUUGAUGUAACAGGCAGUGGAUUUGGAUCAUAUUGUAAGGUAUUCAUAAUUAUUGUGCACCUCUAUUGCUUUAAUGUUAAAUAAAAUCCAGUACAUGAGCACCAAAA
This is a messenger RNA of Thalassophryne amazonica, 4268 nucleotides long. RefSeq names its product eukaryotic translation initiation factor 4, gamma 2b (gene eif4g2b). Gene Ontology annotation, molecular function: protein binding; mRNA binding; translation initiation factor activity. The record is from RefSeq and is a predicted model, not a curated record. Gene Ontology annotation, cellular component: eukaryotic translation initiation factor 4F complex. NCBI's taxonomy places the organism in Eukaryota, Metazoa, Chordata, Actinopteri, Batrachoidiformes, Batrachoididae.